Molecule: messenger RNA, 2160 nt
Organism: Hyaloscypha bicolor E
Lineage: Eukaryota; Fungi; Ascomycota; Leotiomycetes; Helotiales; Hyaloscyphaceae
Product: HET-domain-containing protein
Exons: 1
Coding region: 76-2160 (694 amino acids)
Source: RefSeq, a predicted model, not a curated record
CCUUGAAUCGUCACUCUUGUUUCUCUAAUAACUAUUACCUUCAUUACUCGGCGCCACAGCCUUAUCGGUUAUGAGAUGGAGUAUCGCCCACUUGACACCGCUAAGAACGAGAUCAGGCUCUUAAAGAUCUUGCCACCGAAGUCACGCAGCCUUGUUAACCAACCACGAGAUAUGAUACAUUGCAUCCUCGAGCACGUAUCAUUGGAUGACUAUUCCGAAGAAUACAAAUCUAAUUCAAUCAAUCGAGGGACAUCCUGGCCUGAAAACUUUGUGGAGGCUUGCGCGAGAGAGGGUAUAACAACUCCAUUCGAUGAGGGCAAAGCCGGCACAUGUCCUCCGCUCUCCUUUGUUUAUGUUUCACUAGUUGCUCUAAGUUCACUUCAUGGGUGGCACCGGUGGAAAUGGGGGGACUAUUUCGCUUUGUCAUAUUGUUGGGGGGACUCUGAGGAUUCGCGCCAAAUCAUCGUAAAUGGGCAUGAGGUACGGGUCACCAAAAAUUUGCACGAUUUCCUCGAAACAAUUUACAGCCACACCCUUGCCAAUUCUUCCUGUGGGAUAUGGAUUGAUGCAAUUUGCAUUAAUCAAAACAAUAUAGUUGAGAAAAACGAGCAGGUCAAACGGAUGGCGGCCAUAUAUUAUCAAGCUUUCACCACACUGGCGUGGAUAGGACUCGAGAGCAACGAUAGCAACAUGGCAUUGGCCAAGCUGCAUUCAAUAUGUAAUGGGGACGACUCAUACAUGGCAGAUAGUGGCAAGAUUUUAGAGGGACUCACGUUGGAAGAAGAACCUUUGGAUGCUAUAAGAGCCUUACUGGAUCGUCCCUAUUGGAAUCGCCUAUGGGUUAUCCAAGAGAUUGCAUGGAGCAAUUUAACCUUGACGAUUGUUUGUGGCAACUAUGCCAUGAAGUGGUCAAGCUUCGCUAACGCCGUCGGCGCUUUGCUCUCUAUAUACAGGACAGUGAACUCGGAGAAUCCAGGAGGCAGAGGUGUAAUCGCGAACUCUCUUCGCCCAGCUGAUCUUAUGCAUAUUGUGGAUCUCUCAAUUCAACAUAUUCAAACUCGAUUGAUACCACUGCACAGCACUGAAAAUAUCCGAAAAGGACUGUUCGAUGCUGUUCGACAAGCACAGCAAACCGAUCCUAAGGACAAGAUUUACGGGAUACUCAGUCUAUUGCCGCCAAAGGUUGGUAGUGAGAUCAAUCCCAACUACAGCUUGCCCGUGAAAGAGGUCUACAUAGACUUCAUGAAAGCAUGUAUUUCAGGAACGCUCAAUCUCGAAAUUCUCCGUGAGUCGCAAAGCUGUCAAGUAAGGCGUCUCGCGAAUUGGCCCUCGUGGUUGCCGGAUUUUCGGGAUGAAGUCAAGCGCAAUUUCGAUUUUUACAACGUGGUUCCCUAUCAUGCAAGCCGAUAUUCUGAAAUGGAUAUUCGUUUUGACGAUUCCAAUUGUUUACAUGUCAGGGGUGUCGUUAUUGAUGCUGUAGAUAGUCUCGGAUUCGACUUUCCAAGCUUUUUGUCCAUACUGUCAUCCUUGAAGGUCGUGGAGUGUGAUAUCGAUGACGACUUUGCGUUCAAGGACGGGCGACAUUUGGUUCAGCCAACUCAAUCCUUAGGUCUUAACCCUUACCAAGAUGAAGAGGAAUUGAGAACUGCCUUUUGGCACACCCUGGUUGCUGGUCGAAGCGCUGCUGGCGAUUUAUCCCUCAAUAAUUGCGCGGCUGUUCUCGACAUCCCUAUCUUUUCCUUUGGACGGAAUACUUUGACAGCUCAAUGCGUUCAUUUUGAGAGCUUCCGCAAGUAUAAUAGCCAUCUUAAAGUAGGAGGACGUCGCUUCGAAGACUUUUUCCCUCUUUUUGAAACUUCGGGAGAACCUCCUUCUCAUAAAUUAGUCCAAGAGAUAAUGCAUCGAGUUAGUGUCUUGAUGGCUGGUCGCAAAUUCUUAGUCACUGGGAAUGGAUACUUGGGAUUGGCGCCAAACACCUCAAAGAAAGACGAUAUCAUUGCAGUUCUAUUCGGAUGCACUACUCCCAUGGUCCUACGCCCAAUCGCAGACAAAAGGUAUGAAGUGGUCGGCGAAGCAUACGUGCAUGGAUUUAUGGAAGGGGAGGCAAUGGAUGACUUGGCAAAUGGGUACUUUCAAGCAGAGAUGUUGGAUCUUUAUUAG